AAUAAAUCGCCGCUUCUUCUUCCUCCGGUAAUCCUCUCCCCUUCCUUCCUUGCUCCCUCGUCUCUCCUCUCCUCCGUCUCCUCCUCCGCGCCAUCCGUCCAAUCCGCCCGAAAUUACCCCUCCAAUCGCCCCGCAAAUGCUCCGCGAUCGCCCGCGCGUCGCCCAAUCCGCCGCGCCAUUAGCGCCCGCCAUUCUUGCUGUUGGGGGAGGAUUGAUUGGUUGAUUGAUUUCGAAAGGAGGUAGCUUUUGCUUUUUGUAGGGUAAUUAGGGAUAGCGGUAGGAGGAGGCGGAGGAGGAGGCCAUGGUGGACGAGUACCACCACCGGAUGGGCGCCGCGGCGGCCGACUUCCGGCGCGACCUGGAGGACCUCGUCUGCGACCACCUCGGCGGCUGCUACUCGCCGCCGCCCUCCUCGUCCUCCUCGCUCUGCUCCGCGGCGGGCGGCGGCGGCGGGGGAGGGGCCGAGGGCGGGGGCGGGGUCGGCGGCGGCAGGGAGGAGGAGGCCGAGUCGUCGCGGCGGCGGCGGCGCGAGUCGCGGCUGCUCAGCCGCUGGGUCGCGCGGCAGGCGGAGGAGGUGCUCUCCUCCAUGGAGCGCGAGGUGGAGCGGCGGAACCGCGAGUCGGAGCUCCUUGCGCUCACCCGGCUCCACCCGGUCUCCACCCUCGACCCCUCGGCGUUCCUCCUCUCCUCGCCCCCGCCGCCGCGGCCGCAGGCGCCCUCGCCCGCCGCGCCCUCCUCCCUCCUCCAGAUGUGGCGGGAGCUCGAGCACCGCCGCGCCGACGCCGGCCAGCCCUUCGACCGCGAGCCGUCCCCGGACACGCCCGACCGCCACCGCGAGCGCGUGCGCCAGAUCGCCCGCCGCCUCACCACGUCCACGGACAGCCCCACGGCCGCCGCCGCCACUGCCACGGGGGAGUGGCUCGGCGAGACGGAGAGGCAGAGGGUCAGGCUCGUCAGGGAGUGGGUGCAGAUGGCCAGCCAGCCGCGCGACGCCCGCGCGGCCUCGCGCAGGGAGGAGCCGACCGCCGCGGAGAGGGACAGGCGAGGGGAGCCUCCCCGGCUCCGCGGCCGGCAGGCGCGCACCGAUGUCAUCACUCGGAUGUCCCGGGAGCGUCAGCGCGAGCUGCAGGGGCUAUCAGGGUACCACAUUGUGUCACAGUUCCCCCAGCGCAGCCGCAGCCGCAUUCAGGGAUUGCUUAGGGUAAGGUUCUUGAGGAACGCGGUGGCUCCAGCUGAAGAGGAGCGACAACCAUCUGUGGCGGCGAGGGAGCUCGGGCAGUUGAGGCAGAGCCAUCGCGUGUCCACCUUAAGAUCAGAGAGUGCUGUAAAUAGUCAAGAUGUUAGCCCGUCUGAUGCUCCUGUCGCCGAAAAUGUUCCAUUACCUGGUAAUGAUGAAACUGAACAGGGGGCUGACGUUGUGCACCUUACUGGUAGUGAGGAUGUGGCCCAAACUACGCCCGAGAAUGUGGGUUUACAGGAGGAUAACGUAGAUGUUGCUGAGGCGGAGUCACCGGCUACAACAUCUGGUGACAUAGUAGAUAUGCAAGUUUCCCAAGUUGAUAAUGGGCUGCAAGAUGAGACAGAACGUGAGACAAUAUUUUGGCAGCCAUCUUUGGAUGUCAGGCUUGAUAGAUGGCCCAAUGAAACUGCAGAGAAUUCUGACAGAAAUUGGGAAGAUAACGCAGAGGAGUUACACAGCGAAAUCGUGGAGGAUGAUGACAGGGAGAAUGAAAAUCUCCAAGAUGAGCAUGAUGUGUGGCACGAUGACGAAUCUCAUGGCACCGAGGAGAACUGGCAAGAUGACUUCCAUGAUGCUGCACUUGACACAGGGCCCAUUCCUAGAAUUGAAAACAGCUUCAACCUACGUGAUGAAGCCAAUUUGCACAACAUGGAACUGAGGGAAUUACUCAGCAGGCGAAGUGUAUCCAAUCUUCUUAGUAAUGGUUUUGGUGACAGUUUGGAGCAAUUAAUAAGGUCAUAUGUUCAACGACGUGGUCAUGCCCCACUCAACUGGAAUCUCGAUACCGCCAUGCCCACUGCGAAUGCACCAAACGGAAACGGCGAACUAGUAAGAAAUGCUGAAAAUCGGCAAUUCCAAGGUCCUGUCAACAGACCUGCCCUUGUUAUCCCUCCACCACCUUUGCCACCGCGUCAGCCACUGUGGCACAGAGAUUUGCGCCAUAACACCUGGAGCAGUAGACACAGGGUACAUCAGGAAUUGGACGCCAUUAAUGAUUUGAAAGCCGACAUGAAUAAACUUCAACAAGGGAUGAGCAGCAUGCAAAGGAUGCUGGAGGCGUGCAUGGACAUGCAACUGGAGUUGCAACGUUCAGUGAGACAAGAAGUGUCUGCAGCCUUGAGUAGAUUCCCGGGACCUGAAGGCAUGUUUCUGGAUCUACACGAUGAUGGAACGAGAUGGGAUCAGGUGAGGAAAGGAACCUGCUGCGUAUGCUGCGACACACAAAUCGAUUCUCUACUCUACAGAUGCGGGCACAUGUGCACGUGCUCGAAAUGCGCGAACGAGCUGGUGCGCAGCGGCGGCAAGUGCCCGCUGUGCCGGGCGCCGAUCGUGGAGGUGGUCCGGGCAUACGCGGUGCUGUAAAUUAUACAACAACAGUCGGAAGUUUUGGCGCGGGAGGCUCCGUCGCGAAACCGGGGAGGAAAAGAGAGAAGCAAGACCCCUGCUUCUUCUUCAUCUUACUGUUUGUUUUCCUAGCUUUUCUGUGUCUCCCCAUGUAGCCUUCCUGUGUACCAUCUUACAGGAUUUACAUUACAUACAUAUAUAUCAGCCGCCGCUGUGCUGGGCGCAGGCGAUCGGCGGCGCGUGCGUGCGUGCGUCGUGUUAUUGAUUGGUGAAAGUGUUUACCAUGGGUUAGUAAUAGUUGUUAGUAGUAGCAGCAGCAGGGAAAGGGACCCAACCCAGUGUAAAAGUUCUUUCGCUGUAUUUAUGCCCCUCUCACCACAGCACAAGAUGAGAUACUCCCAACCCAAAUGAUAUAAUAGAUUCUUCUUGUUAACCUCUUCAUCCA
Molecule: messenger RNA, 3029 nt
Organism: Aegilops tauschii subsp. strangulata
Lineage: Eukaryota; Viridiplantae; Streptophyta; Magnoliopsida; Poales; Poaceae
Source: RefSeq, a predicted model, not a curated record